CGCUGCGCUCCUGGCCGGCUGCGGCCCCCCGCGCCCGGGCAUGGCCUUCCUGGAGAAGCCGGGCGGCGGGCAAGGUGCUCCUGGACGACACGUUGCCGCUGAGCGCCGCCAUCGAGGCGAGGCCAGAGCCUGCAGUCGCACACGGAAUAUAUCAUUCGUGUGCAAAGAGGAAUUUCUAUAGAAAACAGUUGGCAGAUUGUCAGGAGAUACAGUGACUUUGAUUUGCUGAACAACAGCUUGCAGAUUGCAGGCCUAAGCCUACCUCUUCCUCCCAAAAAACUGAUUGGUAACAUGGAUCGUGAAUUCAUAGCUGAGAGGCAGAAGGGCCUUCAGAACUAUCUCAACGUCAUCACCACAAAUCACAUCUUGUCUAAUUGUGAGCUGGUUAAGAAGUUUUUAGAUCCCAACAACUAUUCCGCAAACUACACUGAGAUUGCCUUACAGCACGUUUCCAUGUUCUUCCGGUCCGAACCCAAGUGGGAAGUUGUGGAACCAUUGAAAGACAUAGGUUGGAGGAUAAGGAAGAAAUAUUUCUUAAUGAAGAUUAAAAAUCAGCCAAAGGAACGGCUAGUGUUAAGCUGGGCUGACCUUGGCCCUGACAAAUAUCUGUCUGAUAAGGAUUUUCAGUGUCUAAUCAAACUUUUGCCUUCCUGUUUGCAUCCUUACAUCUACAGGGUUACCUUUGCCACAGCUAAUGAGUCCUCAGCAUUGCUAAUUAGGAUGUUUAAUGAAAAAGGAACGUUGAAGGACCUGAUCUACAAGGCAAAACCGAAGGACCCGUUCCUGAAGAAGUAUUGCAACCCUAAAAAGAUUCAAGGCCUUGAACUUCAGCAAAUCAAGACAUACGGGCGACAGAUAUUAGAGGUACUGAAGUUCUUACACGACAAAGGAUUUCCUUACGGGCAUCUUCACGCCUCCAACGUGAUGCUGGAUGGGGACACUUGCCGGCUUCUAGACCUUGAGAAUUCUUUAUUGGGCCUCCCUUCAUUCUACAGGUCAUAUUUCUCCCAGUUCAGGAAAAUCAAUACUUUGGAAAGUGUGGAUGUCCACUGCUUUGGCCACUUACUUUACGAAAUGACGUACGGACGGCCGCCCGACUCAGUGCCUGUAGCCUCCUUCCCCCCUGCACCAUCGAUGGCUGUGGUGGCCGUCUUGGAGUCUACGCUGUCUUGUGAAGCCUGUAAAAAUGGCAUGCCUACCGUCUCCCGGCUCUUGCAGAUGCCAUUAUUCAGUGAUGUUUUGUUAACCACUUCUGAAAAGCCACAGUUUAAGAUUCCCACAAAGUUAAGAGAGGCAUUGAGAGUUGCCAAAGAGUGUAUAGAAAAAAGACUGACGGAAGAGCAGAAACAGAUUCACCAGCACCGAAGGCUGGCCAGGGCUCAGUCUCAUCAUGGCUCCGAGGAAGAAAGGAAAAAGAGAAAGAUUUUAGCUCGGAAGAAAUCAAAACGGUCCGCCAUUGAAAAUAGUGAAGAACAUUCCACAAAACACAGCAACUCCAAUAAUUCAGCAGGUUCCGGGGCCAGCUCACCUCUCACAUCCCCCUCCUCGCCGGCUCCACCCUCUACAACAGUAGAGCAUGCGCCAUUCUGAACAUGACUUUUCGCUGCCUUAGGUUUGGGUAAAAGAUGUAAAGGGAGGUAAGUGGUUUUCGAUGAAAUAAAAGACUUUAACACUUGCCUACUGGAUUAGUUAAGAAGGAUGCCUUUACCUAAAUACUGAUGGGUGGCUGUGAAACACUCACCCAUAUUCACUCCAGUUGUAGUUGCUAUUUGAUAUCACUGAAGUUUUACUGGGGAGGUUGGGCCAGAACCUCCUAGAAUGCCUCCUGCUACAAGCCUAGCAGAGGUAAGAGGGUAAGCAGAGAUUACCAAGCACAAAGUUUGCAGGCGAGGAAGCCACUGUUACAUAGGCAAGUUCUUCAGGGCGGGACCUUCUGUACCCAUUGAUUUUGCUCUGAAAGAACAGUUCACUGAUUCAAAACAAGCAGCCAAUGUCACAUGCCUGGACUCUACGGGACAUUUUAGCUACGUGUGCAGUUUCCUUUUCCUUGCAUAUCAGGGUCGAACUUGACAUUCCAGUCACCACAUGUUUCAGCGAAAAUGUCAGGGUCAGAUAUGGCCUUUGAGAUUCUGGGUUGGGGCCACAGUGGAAAGAAAGAAGAGUGCUUGACGGAGACUCUUCCCUAAGAAGGCCAGUC
This is a messenger RNA of Suncus etruscus (white-toothed pygmy shrew), 2197 nucleotides long. RefSeq names its product PX domain containing serine/threonine kinase like (gene PXK). The transcript is spliced from 19 exons. Gene Ontology annotation, molecular function: protein kinase activity; phosphatidylinositol binding; ATP binding. The coding region runs from base 292 to 1590 and encodes 432 amino acids. Gene Ontology annotation, biological process: early endosome to late endosome transport; protein phosphorylation; protein targeting to lysosome. The record is from RefSeq and is a predicted model, not a curated record. Gene Ontology annotation, cellular component: late endosome; extrinsic component of endosome membrane; early endosome. Lineage: Eukaryota; Metazoa; Chordata; Mammalia; Eulipotyphla; Soricidae.